GCUAAACCGACGAUGAUGUGCCCCCUAGUUCCCGACGAUCUAGUGGAAGAAAUCUUGCUAGAACUGCCACUGAAAUCAAUCCUCAGAUUCAAGACCUUAUCAAAACAAUGGAGAUCAACACUGGAGUCGAGGAGCUUUGCGGAGAGGCGUAUGAAUUCGAAGAAAGUUCCAAAGAAGCUGAAAAUCAUGGCGGCCGGAGACCGAAACCUGUUCGAAGGGGACGAAGAGGUCGAGAUGAUCUACCUAAACUGCGAUGUCGCCUCACGUCCGUCGCUUUCAUGUGACGGUCUGCUUUGCAUCCCCGUACCUGGCUGGAUCAACAUUUUGAACCCUUCCACCGGAGAAUUCCUUAGAUUCCCUUCUGGACCAGAUCCACUCAUAAUCGACAGCUUGAAGCACGUCGAUGCAAGGUUUGAUGUAUUCCCUGGAUGUUGGACGAUGGGAUUUGGUAGGGAUAAAGUCAGUGGGAGCUAUAAAGUAGUGAGGUUUUUGUUCGAUAGUUACCAUUACCAACACUGUUACUGCGAGAUUCUUGAUGUUAACAUUGGGGAAUGGCGGAAACUGAGUACGCCUCCUCCUUACUAUAUGGGAUAUAGUAACAAGUCCGCUUGUGUUGAUGGCUCCAUCUACUGGUUACAAGUUAUCGUUAGUUUCAAGAUACUAGCUUUCGAUCUUCACACGGAAGAGUUUCGUGAUGUCCCAAGACCUGAUGAAGUUUACGAAAAUUCAGGCUCAGGCCAAGGCCAACUAGUGAACCUUGAAGACCGUCUAGCACUAGCUUUAACCUAUACUACGAGAUUUCAUUGGAAUGUUAAGAUAUGGACCAUGGAUGCACACGAACUAACAUGGAGUGUCACUUACUCCAUACGUUUAUUCCCUAAAGAGAUGUGCUCAAUUAAUAUGAUGUUGUGGGACUUGCCAUUGUGGUUUUGGACUAGGCCAGUCGCUGUUUCUAAGCGUGGGAAUCUUCUCUUCCAUGAUAAUGAGAAGAGGCUAUUCAAAUAUUAUCCAGAGACUGACGAGGUGCGUGUCGUCCACAGAGGCAUUUGUGUUAUUUCUCCCUUUGUUGAGAAUUUGCUUCCACUUCCACGAAUUUCGGAUUCUGUUCCCGAAACCAGGACAUAUGGAUUGCAAUAUCUAGAUCACCCGCCGAGAUUCCAGAAGAUAUCCGAUUUUCUAAGACGACUCGAAACCCCAAAUGUUUUGCUUACCACCGCUGCUUUGGCUCUUGUGGCUCUUGUUUUAUUUUCUUAGACAUGGGAUUUUAUUAGUAUUUAGAUCACUUGCCCGAGCGAGGUGUUAGAUAGUAGUAUUUUUAUUA
Molecule: messenger RNA, 1321 nt
Organism: Camelina sativa (false flax)
Lineage: Eukaryota; Viridiplantae; Streptophyta; Magnoliopsida; Brassicales; Brassicaceae
Product: F-box/LRR-repeat protein At2g43260-like
Molecular function (GO): protein binding
Source: RefSeq, a predicted model, not a curated record